Molecule: messenger RNA, 354 nt
Organism: Coccidioides posadasii C735 delta SOWgp
Lineage: Eukaryota; Fungi; Ascomycota; Eurotiomycetes; Onygenales; Onygenaceae
Cellular component (GO): nucleus
Molecular function (GO): RNA binding
Source: RefSeq, a predicted model, not a curated record
AUGUCCAAAUUGUUCAUUGGUGGCCUAGCAUGGCAUACCACGGAUGAAACCCUACGUCAGGGCUUCUCCAAGUUUGGAAGCAUCGAGGAGGCUAUCGUCGUGAAGGAUCGCGAUACCAACCGCAGCCGGGGAUUUGGAUUUGUUCGUUUUGCCAGUGAGGGCGAGGCGGAAGCCGCUAUGAACGAGAUGAACAACCAGGAGUUUGAUGGUCGCACCAUUCGCGUUGACAAGGCUGCUGAUCGCCCGUCUGGCCCGCGCAAUGACGGCUUUAACCGCAGCAACUACAGCCGUUUCGAAGGCGGUGGAGCAGGUGGUUACAAUCGAGGUGGUUAUGGUGAGCUUUCUUCCUCAUAG